CGUAAGACUACAGGCUGACCACUCUUGGGCAGCGCUGUUCUUUAUUCUGGAAUAUAUCAUUUUACACUUUUGGUGUUAAAUCUUCUUUUACUGCAAUGGUACCUGUCGUCUUCAACAGCGCACUUAAUCUGGAAUCCCCAUGUCGUCCUUCGUCCCAAAGUAAAAAAUUAACACAUAUAUAAAACACCUUAUUCUUUAAAACCCAAAGCAGUGCGUAUCACAGCCGAUAACCAGAGGUAUAAAAUGCCCUAAGGCGGUCACCAGGGAACGCCUCCGGAUAACCUAGAAAAGGGCGGAGCCAGAAGGCCCUCAGAUCUCUUUCUGCCUCACAAUGUCGCCAGCUCUUCCCAAUUCUCGCGAGACUUCAAGCGAUUCAGCUUCUGCGUACUACAAGAUACUGGGAGUCUAGGAGCCAAGGGAGGGGGAGGGGAAGGGGGGACGGUACAAACAGCGUGGCCGCCAUCUUGUUUGCACCCCCGCUUCGCGCUCGCUCCGCUCUCCGUGACGCACGCUUCCCCUCCCCUCCGCGGUGCCCAGGCCCCUGCCUUGCUCUACUCCGCUGGAGCGCGGGGGCUGCUCCCGCUCUUCCCUGGACUCCUGAGCAGAGGCGUGUAAGUGUGCGGGAGCUCUGUGGGAAGGAGGGUGUGAGUGGUCAGCAUGUCCACAGAAGGCGGAUUCGGCGGCACCAGCAGCAGCGAUGCCCAGCAGAGCCUGCAGUCCUUCUGGCCUCGCGUCAUGGAGGAAAUCCGGAACUUAACAGUGAAAGAUUUCCGAGUACAGGAACUCCCACUGGCCCGUAUUAAGAAGAUUAUGAAACUGGAUGAAGAUGUGAAGAUGAUCAGUGCAGAAGCCCCUGUGCUCUUUGCCAAGGCAGCCCAGAUUUUCAUCACAGAGUUGACUCUUCGAGCCUGGAUCCACACAGAGGAUAACAAGCGCCGGACUCUCCAGAGGAAUGAUAUCGCCAUGGCAAUUACAAAAUUUGAUCAGUUUGACUUUCUCAUCGAUAUUGUUCCAAGAGAUGAACUAAAACCUCCAAAGCGUCAGGAGGAGGUGCGCCAGUCUGUGACCCCCGCCGAGCCCGUCCAGUACUACUUCACGCUGGCUCAGCAGCCCACUGCCGUCCAAGUCCAGGGGCAGCAACAAGGCCAGCAGACCACCAGCUCCACCACCACCAUCCAGCCCGGGCAGAUCAUCAUUGCGCAGCCUCAGCAGGGCCAGACCACACCAGUGACCAUGCAGGUUGGAGAAGGUCAGCAGGUGCAGAUUGUCCAGGCCCAGCCGCAGGGUCAAGCCCAGCAGGCCCAGAGCAGCACUGGACAGACCAUGCAGGUGAUGCAGCAGAUCAUCACGAACACGGGAGAGAUCCAGCAGAUCCCGGUGCAGCUGAACACCGGCCAGCUGCAGUACAUUCGCUUAGCCCAGCCUGUGUCAGGCACCCAAGUCGUGCAGGGACAGAUCCAGACGCUUGCCACCAAUGCUCAACAGAUCACACAGACUGAGGUCCAGCAAGGACAGCAGCAGUUCAGCCAGUUCACAGACGGACAGAGAAACAGCGUGCAGCAAGCUCAAGGCUCUGAGCUAACGGGAGAGGCAGAGCCCAGAGAAGUGAAAGCCACAGGAAAUGCAACUCCCUGCACCUCUUCCCCGCCCACUACACACACCCCCUCACACCGUGCUGGUGCCUCCUGUGUCUGCUGCUCCCAACCCCCGCAGAGCUCCACAUCCCCUCCUCCCUCUGACGCCUUGCAGUGGGUGGUGGUUGAAGUGUCUGGGGCCCCCAACCAACUCGAGGCCCAUAGGGAGCUGCAUGCCCCUCUCCCAGGGGUGACCUCACUCUCUCCUCUCCACCCCUCGCAGCAGCUCUACCAGAUCCAGCAAGUCACCAUGCCUGCCGGCCAGGACCUCGCCCAGCCCAUGUUCAUCCAGUCAGCCAACCAGCCCUCCGACGGGCAGGCCCCCCAGGUGACCGGAGACUGAGGGCAUGAGCUGGCAAGGCCAAGGACACCCAACACAAUUUUUGCCAUACAGCCCCAGGCAGGGGGCACAGCGUCCCCUCCCAGAGGACCCGCCGACCUCAGCACCUCCUGCAGGCUAGGACGCUGGUGCCCUGCGCCCCACGCCUGGGGGCCGAGAUUCUCCAACAGAAAGAUGCAAUAUUUUUUAUUUCCUCCUUUUCCAUUUUUUUCCCCAAGGAAUUGAUAUUUCAAUAUGUUGUGUGUCCAAUGCUAUGAAAUUAAAAUAUUAAAUAACAUAUUUAUGGCAUUUCUUGAAGAGUGUGGUUGAAGAAAUAUUUCUUUUGUUUUCCUUUUUUUUUUUGGUUCUCACCGUCACUUCUUGUUAGGAGCAAGUCUCCUAACAGGUGUAUGUUAUCUCCUGACUCUUGGAGCAGCUGCUGCCCCAGGAUCUUCCACCGUGUUCUGUCUUCAGAUGAAAUUAGGUGAACGUGUAGCUUCCUCUUCAUUGGUGUCCACUCUCCUCAUCUGGCUCUUGCCCCAGAGCUCUGCGUAUUUGCAUCUGGAGGCCGUGGAAACGUUCCUUGCGUUUAGGAGAUGAGCUCGUUUGUCACGGAGAGUGGGUGGUUUCACUCCCAGAUGUCCUCUCCCAGGGACCCGAGGAGACUAGAGCUCUGGGUGUUUACCACCACCACCCUGUUUUUUAUUUUUUUAAAUGCGUUAAAAAUUGUGCUAGUCUCCUUUGCUGCAUGGACUUCAAACUGCAUAACAUGCAAUAAACCUCAUUUUAGAUAA
Molecule: messenger RNA, 2747 nt
Organism: Phyllostomus hastatus (greater spear-nosed bat)
Lineage: Eukaryota; Metazoa; Chordata; Mammalia; Chiroptera; Phyllostomidae
Gene: NFYC
Product: nuclear transcription factor Y subunit gamma
Exons: 10
Coding region: 658-1977 (439 amino acids)
Biological process (GO): regulation of DNA-templated transcription
Cellular component (GO): CCAAT-binding factor complex; nucleus
Molecular function (GO): protein heterodimerization activity; DNA-binding transcription activator activity, RNA polymerase II-specific; DNA binding
Source: RefSeq, a predicted model, not a curated record